Lontra canadensis (Northern American river otter) is the source of this 3309-nucleotide messenger RNA. RefSeq names its product iron responsive element binding protein 2 (gene IREB2). Bases 112 to 3006 code for a protein of 964 amino acids. Gene Ontology annotation, molecular function: iron-responsive element binding; 4 iron, 4 sulfur cluster binding; aconitate hydratase activity. The record is from RefSeq and is a predicted model, not a curated record. Gene Ontology annotation, cellular component: cytosol; mitochondrion. The transcript has 22 exons. Gene Ontology annotation, biological process: citrate metabolic process; tricarboxylic acid cycle. NCBI's taxonomy places the organism in Eukaryota, Metazoa, Chordata, Mammalia, Carnivora, Mustelidae.
CCCCUUCCUGCUCCCCCGCCGGUCCGCCCGCCUUCCUCCCCUCUCCCCGCCCGGCCUCCCCCGCCUUCCCCCACGGGCCCCCUCCGCGCAGGGAUACUAUGAUCUCCGGCGAUGGACGCCCCCGGUGCAGGAUAUGCUUUUGAAUACCUUAUUGAAACAUUGCAUGACAGUUCACGUAAGAAGUUCUUCAAUGUACCUAGACUUGGAGGCACCAAGUAUGAUGUUCUGCCUUACUCAAUACGGGUCCUGUUGGAAGCUGCUGUGCGGAACUGUGAUGGUUUUUUAAUGAAAAAGGAAGAUGUCAUGAACAUUUUAGACUGGAAAACCAAACAAAGUAAUGUCGAAGUGCCCUUUUUUCCUGCCCGUGUUCUUCUUCAAGAUUUUACUGGAAUACCAGCAAUGGUGGAUUUUGCUGCUAUGAGGGAGGCAGUAAAAAUUCUUGGAGGUGACCCGAGAAAAGUUCACCCUGCCCGUCCGACGGAUCUCACAGUUGACCAUUCUUUACAGAUCGACUUCAGUAAAUGUGCAAUACAGAAUGCUCCGAAUCCUGGAGGUGGCGACCUACAGAAAGCAGGAAAGCUCUCUCCGCUCCGAGCGCAGCCCAAGAAGCUUCCCUGUAGAGGCCAGACCACCUGCCGGGGACCGUGCGAGUCCGGAGAGCCGGGCCGAAACUCAGGAAGAUUUUCUUCGCAGAUUGAGAACACACCCAUUCUCUGUCCUUUUCAUUUGCAACCAGUGCCUGAACCUGAAACAGUGUUAAAAAACCAAGAAGUAGAAUUUGGCAGAAAUCGGGAGAGACUUCAAUUUUUCAAGUGGAGUUCAAGAGUUUUUAAGAACGUGGCUGUGAUCCCUCCUGGAACUGGAAUGGCCCAUCAGGUCAACUUAGAGUAUUUGUCGAGAGUGGUGUUUGAGGAAGACGACCUCCUCUUCCCAGACAGCGUGGUCGGCACAGAUUCUCAUAUAACCAUGGUGAACGGCUUGGGGAUUCUGGGCUGGGGGGUCGGAGGCAUUGAGACCGAAGCGGUCAUGCUGGGUCUGCCCGUUUCUCUUACUCUGCCGGAGGUGGUUGGGUGCGAGUUGAUCGGCUCAUCAAACCCUUUCGUCACGUCCAUAGAUGUCGUGCUUGGCAUCACAAAGCACCUCAGGCAAGUAGGAGUGGCUGGAAAGUUUGUUGAGUUUUUUGGAAGUGGAGUUUCGCAGUUAUCUAUAGUGGAUCGGACCACAAUAGCAAACAUGUGUCCAGAAUAUGGUGCUAUCCUCAGCUUUUUCCCUGUUGACAAUGUGACAUUAAGACAUUUAGAACACACAGGUUUUGACAAGGCCAAACUCGAGUCGAUGGAAACAUACCUUAAAGCUGUGAAACUGUUUCGACAUGACCAGGAUAGUUCAGGAGAACCCGCGUACUCCCAGGUGAUCCGGAUUUGUCUGAAUUCAGUAGUUGCAUCUGUCAGUGGUCCGAAGAGACCUCAGGAUAGAGUUGCUGUGACGGACAUGAAACGUGAUUUCCAAGCUUGCUUGAAUGAAAAGGUGGGAUUUAAAGGCUUCCAGAUUGCAGCGGAGAAGCAGAAGGAUAACGUCUCUAUUCGUUACGAAGGAAGUGAGUACACCCUGUCUCACGGCUCUGUGGUCAUGGCCGCGGUCACCAGCUGCACCAACAACUGUAACCCGUCCGUCAUGCUCGCCGCAGGUCUCCUGGCUAAGAAAGCCGUGGACGCCGGCCUGCAGGUUAAACCGUAUAUAAGGACGAGUCUGUCUCCAGGCAGCGGGAUGGUCACACAUUACCUCAGCUCCAGUGGCGUGUUACCGUACCUCAGUAAGCUCGGAUUCGAAAUUGUUGGCUACGGAUGCUCAACGUGUGUGGGGAACACAGCGCCCUUGUCGGAAGCAGUUCUCAGUGCAGUCAAGCAGGGUGAUUUGGUUACUUGUGGAGUUUUAUCCGGAAACAAGAAUUUUGAAGGUCGUCUCUGUGAUUGUGUUCGUGCCAAUUACCUUGCCUCCCCACCCUUGGUGGUGGCUUACGCCAUAGCGGGCACGGUGGACAUAGACUUCCAGACGGAGCCUUUAGGCACUGACGCUACUGGCAAGAGUGUUUACCUGCAGGACAUCUGGCCCACCAGAGAGGAGGUCCAGCAGACGGAGGAAGAGCGCGUUACACCGUCCAUGUUUAAAGCACUGAAAGAGAAAAUGGAGAUGGGAAACAAGCGUUGGAAUUCCCUGGAGGCACCGGACUCAGUGCUAUUUCCUUGGGACUUGAAGUCCACGUACAUCAGAUGUCCUUCAUUUUUUGAUAAGCUUACCAAAGAGCCAGGUGCCCUGCAGCCCAUUGAAAACGCGCAUGUCCUCCUGUUCCUGGGGGACGCGGUCACCACGGACCACAUAUCGCCUGCGGGGAGCAUCGCCAGGAGCAGCGCCGCUGCCAAGUACUUGACGAACAGAGGCCUUACUCCUCGCGAGUUCAACUCCUACGGGGCCCGCAGAGGCAACGACGCCGUGAUGACAAGAGGCACGUUCGCGAAUAUCAAGCUGUUCAAUAAGUUCCUUGGGAAACCAGCUCCCAAAACAGUUCAUUUCCCGUCGGGACAGACGCUUGACGUGUUUGAGGCGGCCGAGCUGUACCAGAAGGAAGGCGUCCCCCUGAUCAUCUUGGCAGGGAAGAAAUACGGUUCUGGAAAUUCCAGGGACUGGGCUGCCAAAGGGCCGCGUCUGCUGGGUGUGAAAGCUGUUUUGGCUGAAAGUUACGAAAAAAUUCACAAAGAUCAUUUGAUUGGAAUUGGCAUAGCGCCAUUGCAGUUCCUUCCGGGAGAGAAUGCAGAUUCCUUGGGCCUCUCUGGCAGAGAAACGUUUUCUCUAGCAUUUCCCGAAGAGCUGUCUCCUGGAGUUACGUUAACUAUGAAGACGAGCACUGGGAAAGUAUUCAGCGUGAUUGCUUCGUUUGACAGUGACGUGGAGGUGGUGUUAUACAAACACGGAGGACUAUUAAACUUUGUGGCACGAAAAUUCUCAUAGUCUCUACUCCACACGGACACCCUUUCAGAACUGGUAACUGCGAGUAAAGCCUUUCGUGCUGGACCCGGGGCUCCCCGCCUGCCGCUGCAGACGGUCCCGUGCGCUCACCGAUCUCACCACGGGUGUAAAUGGUUAUGAAUCAACGUAGGGACUGAAAUGAAAUCUUUCUGAUUUUAAAUAAUAUACGAAUGGUGCUAUUAACCAUGCUCAAAUCAACGUGUGAGGUGUGCUGUGGGAGAGGCCUCUAAGUACGGGGGCAUUUUAUCAGACCAUUUUGUAAAUAAAGACAGAAUUUGAACUUGU